AUGGCGUCUGAACUCCCGCCGCCAACCAAGAAACGAAUCAUCUUGUGUUGCGACGGUACCUGGCAGAACUCCGGCAAUGGCCUGAUGCAGAUUCCCUCCAACGUGACACGGAUCUCGAGAUGUUUCAAACGACGAUGCCGCGAUGGAGUUUUCCAGGUCAUUUACUACCAAUCCGGCGUUGGCUCCCGAUCAGAUCUGAUCGACCAUCUUCUCGGUGGUGCUCUUGGAGUUGGUAUAGCCGAGAACAUCCGGGAAGCUUACGCCUACCUCUGCGCCAACUAUGUCGAUGGGGACGAGAUCGUCAUCGUUGGCUUCAGCCGCGGUGCUUUUACGGCAAGAUCCAUUGGCGGCAUAAUAUCCGACCUUGGAUUGCUUACACGCAAAGGGAUGUACUUCUUCUAUCCUGUCUUCAAAGACAUGCAAAACUGGAUGAAUCCAGACUAUCAAGACCCGUUCCCGCAACAGCCAUUCUCAGACAAGCCGAAGGGCGGUGACGCCGUAUACGAGUAUCGAAAGCGACUCCUUGAGAAAGGAUACACCCGUGUCAAACAACAUCGUGGCCAGGGCGAUUUGAUCAGGGUUAAAGCCAUUGGGGUAUGGGACACCGUUGGAGCUCUUGGAUUUCCCGAGAUUGAGCAUGGGUUCCACGCACUCGGUUUAGACGAAACCCGUCGCCCGUUCACCCCAACUCUUUGGGAAAGGCAGUCGGAAGAUCAAGACUCUUCCGAUCUUCGUCAGGUCUGGUUUCCCGGAAGCCACAACAAUGUGGGAGGCGGCUGUGAGGACCAGGGUGUUGCCAAUACCACACUCGCUUGGAUGAUGGACCAGUUAGCUUCUGUUGGGUGCGAAUUCAGGGGCGACUGCCUCGACAGAGUCUACGAGCGCAACCGGGAAUACUAUUUGAAUGCAUCAGCACGAUCGGAGGUGAGUAUCCUGACUGAGUUGGCUGCAUGUUGCCGCGGCGCGCCAGCGAAGAAGCCUCGCCCGUGGGCAGUUCAUUCAAUCUUCGAGCCCAACAAUCCUGUUCGCCCCUGGUCAUUGCACGCGAUCGAAACCGAUCCGAGCCCGCUAUAUGCCCUCGCAGGUUACAAAACUCGAUCACCAGGCAUGUACCGGAAGAUCAACCCGGAUACUGGUCGUCCCUUGAAAGCCUUUCUCGAGGACACGAACGAGCGCAUCCACAGUAGUGUGCGAGUUCGACUGGCUUGUGGAGGGCUUGGACCCAACGAUUCGGGAGUUUGGCACUGCCCGGCCUUACUCAAGUAUUGGCGCCCCUGUCAAGUAGCUCAGCAGUUCGACGAUCCGGUCCCAAGGGUUGCGAGCUGGGGACCACAGGGAUCUAAUAACGAGCCCAAAGUCACCAGCAUCGUCGACACUAGUGACAAACUCAGCCGAGGAUCAACUGAUACUGACGAGACGGCGAAGGGAGCAGAGAACGAAUCAAAGGAUAUUGCGAGUAAGGGCGGCGACAAGGCAGCUGAUAUUCCGACCGAGUACAUUGGCCCCGAAGCAGCUGCGCCGAAGGUCAGGACGAUGGUUGAAGAGAACAUGGGACCCUUUGAGAGACACCUCUUGGAGCUGUCGUCUGGUAAGGUGCCUGUCAUUUGCUACGCAGAAAACCAAGACCCCAGCACAUUCAAAGCCUUCACCCACAAGGCUCUGAGAAAGGCGAUGAAACAAGCGGAAGACUCGCAGGAGCCUGCGGUUUGA
Molecule: messenger RNA, 1710 nt
Organism: Anthostomella pinea
Lineage: Eukaryota; Fungi; Ascomycota; Sordariomycetes; Xylariales; Xylariaceae
Source: the annotation of a GenBank genome assembly